UUGUCAACAAUAUACGUCUACCUCCGCAAUAAAUAAUUAAGCACUUGAAAAAUGUUUAUCUAGCAAAAUUAGUUGCUUAGUGUAAAGAUAACUUUAAAGUUACAAGUUUUCAUUAAAAAUGAUUUCAUCAACGCGGAAGCGUAUAUUCAUUAUUUUAUGUAUUAUAGCAGUGAUAUGUGUGUUGAUACGUUAUAUGCUUUUCCAUGAUGCACUACUUGCGCCACAGCCAAAUUAUCAAAGAGAACUUGGAGCACCUGUACUAGUAAUGGUAUAUUAUGAAGCGCUCUGUCCGGAUUCAAAACAUUUCAUAACAAAACAGUUGGUACCCACAUAUAAAGCCAUUGCUCCACUUAUGGAAAUACUAUUAGUGCCAUAUGGUAAAGCACAGACAUUUACAAAUGCAGAUGGCACUUAUCGUUUCGACUGCCAGCAUGGACCCGUUGAGUGUCAAGCAAAUACGUACCAUUCCUGCGCUAUCGAAGUAAUUGAAGACGCGCAGGCGCGUCUUGAUGUUGUUGCAUGCAUGAUACGUGACAAUCGUUUGCCAAAAGAAGCUUUGCACAGGUGUGCCAAGCAGCAUAAUAUAGACAACAUUGAUCUCAUUUUAAAAUGCUACGACAGUACCAAUGGCGGAGAACUGUUAAAAUUGAAUGGUGACGCUACACAUGCGUUACGCCCACCUGUUACAUUCAUUCCUACCAUAACGUUGGAUGGCUCAAUAGGUCGUCAAGCAUCUAUACUUAAGAAUUUGCAAGGUGAGGUCUGUAAAAUUGCUGCCGAUACAGACCAAGGUAAAGAAUUGUGUAACAAUGUCUGAGCUUAGGUAUUCAUUUUUAAAGUCAAAAAUAACACAAAAAUGCAAAGAGCAAAAAAGAUUGAUUGCUAUUUUUAUUAAGUCAAAUUAUACAGCCAAUAUGCACCUUCUAUAUGAAAGGUGCUGUGGUAAUUAUAGUAACAAAUCCAAGAAUGAUGAAUGAUGCAAACUGUUCCAUUUUAAACUAUAAUUGUUUUAUUUAUCAGUUGCAGUAUUUGUUAACAUAAAAUAAUUAAAACUAAUUGUGAACAGUGCAAGUUCUUAAAAGAUAAUUCCUCAUAUUUCAUGAAAGUUUUCUUUUAAGGUGAAAGUAAAUCAAAUUUAAUAUUUAAUAUUUUUUCAUACUGCAAACUAUUUUUAUUGUCUGUAUAUUAAUAUAAUUGACACACAUCUAUCUGAACAGUUUAUUAAUAAAUUUGAUUUAUUUGUCCUAUUUAUGAAAAUUUUUUAAAUCGUAAAGACAUUAGCUAUGUAUUAUCAUCACGACACUUGAUACAAACGCACUAAUCAUGUAUUUAUAUAAAUAUUCUUUAUGAUAUUGAAACUUUGUAUAGUUUAGUCACUAUUUGUACUAUAAUUUUUUGUUAUAACGUUUUGUAAAAUGUUUAAAGCAUAAAUUGUCUAAGCAUUUAUUUAAAUAUUUAAAUUAAAUUUUUUAUAUAUAUUAUUAAUGAUGUAAUUAUAACUGUUAACUUCCUACGACUUGUGCGUACAAAGAUGAAAACUAAAUAUAUACAAAAGAUAAAUGUAUUUUUCUUGUUUUAAAUAAAAUUUAA
Molecule: messenger RNA, 1590 nt
Organism: Teleopsis dalmanni
Lineage: Eukaryota; Metazoa; Arthropoda; Insecta; Diptera; Diopsidae
Product: GILT-like protein 1
Exons: 3
Coding region: 119-817 (232 amino acids)
Molecular function (GO): oxidoreductase activity, acting on a sulfur group of donors, disulfide as acceptor
Source: RefSeq, a predicted model, not a curated record